This is a messenger RNA of Heterobasidion irregulare TC 32-1, 2559 nucleotides long. RefSeq lists its product as uncharacterized. The coding region runs from base 1 to 2559 and encodes 852 amino acids. NCBI's taxonomy places the organism in Eukaryota, Fungi, Basidiomycota, Agaricomycetes, Russulales, Bondarzewiaceae. The record is from RefSeq and is a predicted model, not a curated record. The transcript is spliced from 11 exons.
AUGAGCCCCAUCCUCACCCCACGGGCAGCCGUCGAGGAGGUCUCCGACGAAGACGUCCCCAUUCUCGGUUUGCGCGACAAUAGCAUGGACCUGAUGGCCCAGCUCCGGGAAGCAGCGGCCACGCCGACCCCGCUCGCAGAGAUGAUGCAGGAUCCCGAGGCGCUGCGCACCUUGACGAAGUCGUCGUCACGCGAGUCCCAUCGACGACCGACGAGCCCCCCGCGCGAUCGCGAGGGAUCCAGGAAGGGCAAGGACGGCGGGCGGCGGCGGACGUCGGACUCUGCGAGCUCGAUGCUCAGCAUCGUGUUGGCAGAGGAGGAGCGGCAGGUGCACCACCUGAAGGCCAUGUUGCGCAUCACCGGCGAUCGGCUCGAACACGAGGCACGCCGCGCCGACCAGGCCGAGUCGCGGGCCACGAUGGCAGAGGUGCGGGCCCGGGAGACGAAUGCGCGGGCUGCGGCAUCGGAGCAGGCGCUGCAUCACGCGGAGAUCGAAGCGGCGAGGGCGAGGGAGGAGACGAAGCGCUACCAGAUGCAGCUGGAAACGGCAGAGAGGGAGCUGAGGAGGGUUGCGGCGGACAUGGUGAGGUUGCAGCGACAGAGAGAGGAGGCGGACGAGGCGGCGGCAAAGGCCAGGGAUGCAGCUCGGAGAUGGCAGUCUGCGCUGAGAGAUAAUCAGGCGCGAGAAGAGGGACGGGAGGAGGGGAGGAGGAUGGCAAUGUUUCGGCGAUUCGACGACGGGCGGGAGGAGGGCUGGGAAGAAGGCCGGUACGACGGAUGGCAGUCAGGGAGAAUGGAAGGAUUCGAGGAAGGGAGGAAGGUCGGGAUAGAAGAGGGCCGGGAGAUAGGCAAGAGAGAGGAGAGGAGGUAUGCGCUCAAAGUGCACGAUCGGUAUCAAGAGGCUGGCCGCGCAAGGUCCUUUGACGAUCGGCCUAGAUACUUUGAAGACCGUGAAGAGGAGAAGGAGUCUGUGAACAGAAACGAGGCACAGGAGCGGAUACAACAAUGGGCAGAAUCAACCGAAGAAUCUAUCAGGAUACCGUCGCCUAAGCCACGUCCAGUAUGGCUCCGGCGUGCAGUAACAGCCAAUCCAGGAAUCCUAGGGCGAGAUAACGCACUCGGAUUGGGCAUGGACCCUCCACAAUUUUGGAUCGUGCAGGACAUGGAACAGAAGACCUGGUUUAGCAAAGAUAGCACCCAGAAAGGCAAGAAGACGCUGGAGACCGAGAUAUUCUUCGACGGUUGCGAAGACCCGAGUGUCAUCAACGACCGAGAGCGCAAGCCAGGAGUAAUGGGGAUGUGCUCGUACUGGAGAUUGCCUGAUCCAUCAAAGUGGUUCCGCAAGAAUCCAGAGCUGCGUAUACGCCCCAAUUGUCUGUACAAAUCACGGAUCACGAUGAACACAGCUUACGAGUGCCACAGAUUCUCGUGGAGUGAUUGGCAGAAUAUUGAAUACUUACUGCAAGUAGCGCCGACACGAGCUGUCAGAAUCAUGACAGUAAGCAAGCAGGAAAGAACAGCACCCUUUCAUAUCUGCACCAUCAUGAGCAACCCAACCAUCCCUCCGACGCCACCUUCGCCAGGUGUUGGCGCGCGCCGCAAGGGACACAAGACUCUCCCUCGGCUUCCGUUGACUGCGUUCAGUCCUCCCAACUCUGGUGUCUCAGAAAGCUUCCCUCUGCCUCCAAGCCCGAGCACCGUGCAUCCUGACCGAGUCGUCGAUGCGAGCGUUGGGAGCUCGCUUGCCGAUUGGAAACAGGAAGUAAGCGGCGCGCUGAAAGGGAGGAUCGGCGGUGUCGUGGUCAAGAUAACCCAAGACCAGCUAGCUGGACUGGAGGCACAAGCAUCCGAAGCCGACGUCACAGUGCUGUCUGCAGCUAUUCAAUUCGACCUCGAAGAUGCGCAAGCCCCGAUCAUCUCAUCAGCAAAAUACCCCAUCAGUCUCUCAACGUCGUUCACCAAGCAUUCCGAGCAGGCGGCCGCCAAUUUAAAUGCGGCCUUGAAAGCCGGGUCGAUCGUUGAUAUUGAUGUGCAGGCUAGUGGUGAUAGCGGCUUAGAUGGACUGGAAGACCUCCUCACGAGAGCGAUAGAUGGCCUCGAGGGCAGAGGCACCAUCAUACUCUCAAAUAUCCUCCCCCCGCCGCAUGACCUCGAGCUCCCCAUAGUCAAGCUGUUGACCCACCCCACAUACCAGACCUACCAAGCACAUAUCGCCGCCCUUUCCUUGUUCCCCAACCUCUACGUCAAGUUCUUGCCUCCCGCUUGGAACGCACCUACCCCACCGACUCCACCCGCAGGCAAAGAACUCGUCGCAAAUGAGAAGGAGAAGAAGGAAUGGAAACGGAGAAUCAAGAUGUAUCUGGGCCCUGCCGUCGAAGCCUUUGGCUUCCAGCGCAUCUUGUUCGGUUCAGCACCUUCGCCAUUUUCGCAUGCGAUAUCUAACGCGGGUGACUGGUAUGAGAUCGCACGCGAAUCGUUCGCGGAACUUGGUGUCGAACAACCCGACGUCGAUAAUGUGUUUGGAGGUAACGCCCAACGGGUGUACUCUGCAUCAUCUUAG